UUUGUUUCAAGUUUUCUCUCCAGCUUGCGGAGAUCACAUGUGAGGUUGUUGCAUCACAGAGUUUGGUCCCUUAUUUAAACACCUUCUUCUUCUCCAUGAAUUUCUCCAUAAAUGUAAAUAAAUUCUCCAUCUUCUUCCUCCUCUAUUGGUUAUCUCCUCAGAUAAUAACAAAUGGCCCAACUCGCAGCCAUCUUGCUUGGAUUCUUCUGCUAUCUUACCAUCACAGUCCACGCAUUUUUGCCUUCUGGGUGGACUAAAGCUCAUGCCACGUUUUAUGGAGGCAGCGAUGCAUCAGGAACAAUGGGGGGAGCCUGUGGUUAUGGUAAUCUAUAUUCUACUGGGUACGGAACAAGGACUGCUGCUCUUAGCACUGCGUUAUUUAACGAUGGAGCUUCAUGUGGACAAUGCUACAAGAUCAUGUGCGACUACCAAGUAGAUCCCAAGUGGUGCAAGAAAGGAGUAUCCGUCACCAUUACUGCAACAAACUUCUGCCCUCCUAACUAUGCUCUCCCAAACAACAAUGGCGGCUGGUGCAACCCUCCUCUCCAGCAUUUUGAUAUGGCUCAGCCUGCUUGGGAAAAGAUCGGUAUUUACAGAGGUGGGAUCGUGCCUGUUAUCUUCCAGAGGGUGCCCUGCAAAAAGCAUGGUGGAGUUAGAUUCACCAUCAAUGGCAGGGACUACUUCGAGCUUGUUUUGAUCAGCAACGUAGCUGGAGCUGGAUCCAUCAAAUCAGUAUCCAUCAAAGGAUCAAAAACAGGUUGGACAGCAAUGUCAAGGAACUGGGGAGCUAAUUGGCAAUCCAACUCCUACCUCAAUGGCCAAUCUUUGUCCUUCCAGGUCACCACUACAGAUGGGGUAACCAGAGUCUUUCCAAACGUUGUGCCAUCAAACUGGGCAUUUGGUCAAUCCUUCUCCACCAAAAUACAGUUCUAAAUUACAACCAUUGAAUUUUAGCUUUUGGGUUGAAAUUGGCAGAGGCGUGCUUAUCAUUUUACUCAAGCAGCCCGCCAAACAUUUCCAGAUCAAGCAAAACAACUGGGAUGGUUAGAUCAUAUGAAUGACUAGUUUUCUCAGGCUGGUUAUGGAGAUGAGAAACUUGACCCACGAACUCAAGGAAAACUUAAUAAGGCCUUUUCUGCAUUUCUUUUCCUAGUAAAAUACAGAGAGCCUGAUAUACAGAGUGAUGCUUUCUUAUAAUUUUUCUUUUUUUUUUUCCUCUGAAUUGAAAAAUUAUUUUAUGCUGAAACAUAUUUAUAUAAUAAGAAGCUCAAUGAAAUCAGUUGCAGCUUCAUCAGAUGUAAACUUCCACAUGUAUUUUCUUUACUUGCAAAUAGA
This is a messenger RNA of Carica papaya (papaya), 1335 nucleotides long. RefSeq names its product expansin 11 (gene EXPA11). The record is from RefSeq and is a predicted model, not a curated record. Gene Ontology annotation, cellular component: extracellular region. Gene Ontology annotation, biological process: plant-type cell wall organization. Lineage: Eukaryota; Viridiplantae; Streptophyta; Magnoliopsida; Brassicales; Caricaceae.